AUGGAUGAAAAGCGAUCUAAAAGCUUGUGUCUCUGGUGUGACGAAAAGUUUACUCCUAAUCACAAGUGCGAGAAAAAGCAAUCUUAUGUGAUGCAUUUGAAUACAGAGGAGGAGGAAGAUGAUGGUAAUGUUGAAGAAAUGGAAAAUAGCAAUGAAGUUCUUGAUGUGCAGUUGUCCCUGAAUGCGAUGUGGGGUAUUCAUGGUUCUCAGACAAUGAAGUUGAAAGACAUCUUGAUAUAUAGUAGGAAUGAGCAAGAGCAUCUUUCUCACUUGCGAAUGGUAUUGGAAGUUAUGAAGGACCAUCAGUUGCUGGCUAAAUGUAAUAAAUGUGCUUUUGGAUGUCGUUCCAUUGAGUAUCUUGGGCAUGUCAUUUCUUUUGAAGGGGUGCAUACUGAUGAAGGAAAAAUAGAAGCUGUCAAAAAUUGGCCUCAACUUAAAAAGGUUAAGCAAUUGCGCAGCUUUUUAGCGUUGACAGCUUACUUUAGACGAUUCAUUAGAAACUAUGGAGGUAUUGCUAGGCCACUUACUGAUAUGUUGAAGGCCCAUUCCUUUACUUGGUCUGAUGAAUCUGUACAAGCCUUCCAGGUUCUCAAGCAGAUGAUGUUACAAGCACCUGUGCUUGCAUUGCUCAAUUUCUCUAAAGGAUUUGUUGUUGAAAAAGAUGCUUCGAGUGUCAGAUUGUCAGAAUUGGUGUAG
Molecule: messenger RNA, 696 nt
Organism: Hevea brasiliensis (rubber tree)
Lineage: Eukaryota; Viridiplantae; Streptophyta; Magnoliopsida; Malpighiales; Euphorbiaceae
Exons: 2
Coding region: 1-696 (231 amino acids)
Source: RefSeq, a predicted model, not a curated record